Molecule: messenger RNA, 808 nt
Organism: Umbelopsis ramanniana AG
Lineage: Eukaryota; Fungi; Mucoromycota; Umbelopsidomycetes; Umbelopsidales; Umbelopsidaceae
Exons: 4
Coding region: 79-552 (157 amino acids)
Cellular component (GO): NuA4 histone acetyltransferase complex
Source: RefSeq, a predicted model, not a curated record
ACAGCCCCGAAUCCAAAAUUUCAGCCUUGUAAGCCACAACCGAUCCCGCCAUUGACACGCAUUAACAAGCGAACCAUAAUGACAGAAGCAAAAGAUGAAGCCAAUGCAACACAGCCUCAAAACUCACCGGCAACUCGUCAAAAGUACGAAGAAGCCAAACAAGAGCUACAAGCUCUUCUAAGCCGCAAGAAACAAGUCGAUAACAACCUUGCAAAUUUGGAACAUUCUAUUUAUUUGUUUGAAGGCUCCUACUUGGAGGAUACACAGCAAAACGGAAAUAUCAUAAGAGGGUUUGAUGGCUACUUAACCAAUCGACCAGAUAAGAAGAAGCAAAAGUUCACAGAGUUUGACCGAUUGUUCUCAUUAUCAUCUUCUACUUAUCAAAAGGCGUUGUCAUUGAAAGACGAUCAAGAUUAUACUUCACGGCAAGAUAACUCGUACUCUUCACAUCGAAAUGAGAAGCGGAAACAUAGGCUAGGAGAGCGGGACAUGAAUCGUAAGAGUGGGCGCAUAGGAUCCCACGAUCGCGAUACGGAAGAGGAUGAUGCGUAGCUUUUAGUGAAGCAAGUUAGUAUAGACCUACCUCUUUCUAUGAAUUUUUUGUAUAUAAACUGUGGACCAACAUUGGUUGGAGCCUUCCACUUUCUUCUCCGCCCUGACCUCACUUUGAUAGCUCCGACUUUGGUGCAUUUCUGCUUCGAGCACGAUCCUUUGACAUGUCACCGCUAACUGGUAGUAAGGUUGCCCCAUUUGUGCAGAGAGUACUCAAGGUAUGUGGAAUGGCGAAUGGGUAGAGAGACUGUAAGAC